GCUGUUAGCGGCCACGGUCAGUGGAGGGUAACCUUUCCCAGUCUGGGUGAUGUCUGGGUCUGGACCCUCCUCUCUCUGACCGUUGUCAGUCAUUGUCACCAGCUCCCUCCCUCCCCCACGGAUCAGUAACAGGAGGAGAGAGGAGGCGGGCUCCAACGCACAUCCUCUAACAUACACACAAGCAGCCUGCCGCUCAGCACAGAGAUCCGCGGGGCAGUAACGGGGGAUAUACCACAGUAUGUUCGGAUGAGGAUAGUCCGUGUUCCACACGGAGCUCCAUGGUCGUGAUGUAGGCUGUGUGCUCGGUGUGGGCACUGACAGGCUGCUGGACCCUCGAGAGCCCUUUGCUCCUUGCUUUUUGCAAAACAGAACGGUCUCGGGAAGCUCCAGCAACACAAGGUCCAAUGUUUUUUGCCCCUGAAACUGCACUAGACCCCAGAGCCAGGGCAUGGAUAUAUCUGAACUGGAGUUUGUUCAGAUAAUAAUAAUCCUCCUGGUGAUGACCCUCAUGAUAGUUGUGAUCAUCUGCCUACUCAACCACUAUUGGCUGCCAGCCCUGGCCUUCCUCAGCAGGCUCAGCCACACCCAGAGAGACCAGACCACACAACUGGAUGGCAGUGUGUGGUCAGACAGUGUGCUGACUCAGCAGAGAAAUACUGAGGUUAUGCCUGGUCGUCUUAACAGCAACAUGCCACACUUCAUGCAGCAGCAGCAACUGUGUCGCUUCCAGCCCACCUACCCUUACCUACAGCAAGAAAUCAUCAACCUCCCCCCCCUCAUCUGCCUGUCAGACGGGGAGGAGCUGCUGCCCUAUAAGGGUCCCUGCAGCUUACAGCUCCGCCACCCAGAGCAGCAGCUGGAGCUGAGUCGAGCUGCUGUGCGUGCUCCGCCGAAUCGGACUGUCUUUGAUAGUGACCUCAUAGAUAUUUACUCGCACAGCAAGAGCCCUCAGGCUCCCAGCAGUAACACUGGAACCAACGAUGCCAGUGCCACAACAGAGGGUCCCCCACCCUCAUACAGUGAGGUGAUGGGAGGCUACCCAAGUUCCACACCCUGCUACAGCCAGUACAACAAUAAUGCGCCACCCACAGAGAACAGGUUAGGAUGUGACAGUUCACAGAUGCUGUUUCAUGCUGGCAGCAGUGGUCCUGAGAGCACAGCAAAGACUUCCACUGACUUAAACAGCUGACAGAAGAAAACAGCAUGAGAGAAGAAAUAAGGGAACUGAAUUGUACUAACCAGUCCCUAUUCUCCAUGUUUCCUCAGUCACCCGAGGGGAGCACAUUCUGUCUACCUUAGCUGUACACCCUCACUAAACAUGAACUAACUCUAGGAGCUCAAUUGUUUUUUAUUUCAUAUUAAAGCUGAAAGAUUUUUUUAUUAGGUAUUAAAAUCUCUGCUUUGGUUGUCUAUUUUUGUACGCUUUACACUUCUGUAUGCUGACACUGUGGAUAUUCUGAUUCUGUUGCAAAGAAGAUUUUGUUUUGAUGUACCAGGUUUAUGGACAAACUCCUCUCAAAUCCAGAAAUUAGUGCAGUGAUUCACACUGUCAUUAGUCACUGGGACCUACUGUAGUAUGUAAUGUAAGCAAAUCUGAAGUUGCACUAACCUGGUUAAAAGCAGAGAAUUCCUGUAUUUUUUUGUUUUUGAGUAAAGGAGCUUCUAAGGUAGGAA
This is a messenger RNA of Lates calcarifer (barramundi perch), 1674 nucleotides long. Its product is annotated as low-density lipoprotein receptor class A domain-containing protein 4. Gene Ontology annotation, cellular component: Golgi membrane; early endosome membrane. Lineage: Eukaryota; Metazoa; Chordata; Actinopteri; Centropomidae. The transcript has 4 exons. Gene Ontology annotation, molecular function: R-SMAD binding. The record is from RefSeq and is a predicted model, not a curated record. The coding region runs from base 449 to 1189 and encodes 246 amino acids. Gene Ontology annotation, biological process: negative regulation of transforming growth factor beta receptor signaling pathway.